Messenger RNA from Megachile rotundata (alfalfa leafcutting bee), 3486 nucleotides. RefSeq lists its product as uncharacterized. The record is from RefSeq and is a predicted model, not a curated record. NCBI's taxonomy places the organism in Eukaryota, Metazoa, Arthropoda, Insecta, Hymenoptera, Megachilidae.
AUGCACACACCUGACAGAGAACCAGUAUUUCCCAAGUUAAUUAAGGAACAUGCCAAACGGAAUCCGGAUACACAUAUUGUAUUUCAUGACGAAGAAAUAGUUUUUCCAACAUCCGACGAUAUUCCACGGAUAUUAAGGGAAUACCACUGCUCAGCCAUCGGGGGACACAAGGGGGAGAAGAAAACAUACAAACGCAUUUUAAAUAACUACUAUUGGAAGACUAUGAUCAAGGACAUAAAGGACUACAUUAGGAACUGUUUGGAAUGUCAGCGUGUCAAAGCUAACAGGAGACCAUGUAUAACACCAUUGGAAUUAACGGAUACGCCGAAACGAUUUAAUGAUAAAAUUGCAAUGGACAUCGUUGGACCACUCAAGGAAACGCUAAGGGGACAUAAAUAUAUAUUAACUGCACAAUGUUUAUUAACCAAAUACAGUUGGGCUUGGCCUUUAAGCAAUUAUACCGCAGAAAGUUGUGCUAACGUUUUCUUGAAACAUUACAUUUGCAGGUACGGAGCACCCAAAACGAUUUUAACUGAUAACGGACGGAACUUUGUAUCAGAGUUUAUGAAGACUUUCGAAAAGAUUAUUGGAAUUCGGCAUGUUACCACCACUGCAGUCCAUCCCGAGAGUAAUGGUUCACUUGAAAGAAGUCAUCAGGUGUUAAAGGAUUACUUGAAGAUUUAUGUCAAUAAGGAACAGAAUAAUUGGGACGAUUACUUAGACUUAGCGGUUUUUAACUACAAUACCCACGUACACGAAGCCACAAAAUAUUCUCCAUAUGAACUAGUAUACGGAAGACACGCCAAUCUACCAUCCAAUGGAAGAAAUAGGAUACUGACGCACACGGAUGUUUUAAAUGAAUUAUCCAGCCGCAUAAAGGACCUGCAAAGAAAUGCCAGAAACAAUCUGGAAGAAGCUAAAAGGAGGACGAAGGAAAGAUAUGACAGAACCUGCAGGCCAUAUGAUUUUAAAAAGGGUGAUUACGUAUGGGUUACGAAUGAGGAUAGAAAUAAGGCCAGCGGAUUAAGUGUUCCAUUUGAAGGACCUUACCUUAUUUUAGACGUUCCAUCGGAAACAAACAUACUGAUUCAAAAAUAUCGGAAAUCUGUAUUAAUACACAAAAAUCGAUGGGUCAGUGUGCAGGGUGAGGAGGCGCAGUACGGGAUUCGUGAGUUCGAAACCCUACCAACCUUCUACCUGGAGCCUUUAGGACAACUGAGGUUGUUCACUGAGGAAUGGAGGGUAAUUAGUUACCUGCCACUUGAGGACCUUAUCCAGCAAGAGGCCCACAUCGAAGAGGGUAUCAGGAGCAUAAGGAAAUUGGACAUAGGCGGUCUUCAUAAUCGGACAAUAUACCAACUGGAGAGAUGCCUACUACAAGCCAGGAAAGAUCGUGAGCGAUUAUUUUCUUCGGUAGGCUAUGAGUUAUCCUGGUCAAAGCGAGUGCGCCGCGGCGUAUUCAAUUUCAUUGGUGACGUGAGCAAGAUCCUCUUCGGAACAAUGAGUAAUGAAGACGCAGAAUAUUAUAAUCGUGAAAUAGAUUUAGUACAUAAGGAUAACAAGCGUAACGCGGAAUUAUUUAAGAAUCAGACCAAUAUAUUAAAAGUAGUAUUAGAAAGAAAUGACAACUUGUUGGAGGAUUAUAAACGGAAAAUAGGCACUAUGAAUUUAGACAUUAAUAAAAUAGAAAACAACGAAAGAACCAAUCUGCUAGAUGAUACAAUUCUCGAAUUAGGUGUAAUAUUGGAAUUAGAGAUUCUUAGUUACCAACGAAAUGUAGAUAUAACUAAUCAGGCUAUACUAGACGGUAGACAGGGCAAUAUAUCGCCAAAUGUAAUAGAACCUCAAGUUUUUUUUGAAAUAGUACAGAAAAUAAGGGCGGAAAAGGGUACAAAUCGAUUACCACAGGUCGCCGUGGCUGAACACUACUACGAGUAUCUUCAAAUAUGUAACAUAGAAAUAGGCAUAAUAGAUAAGAGAUUAGUAUCCGUAGUUAAAAUACCAAUUCUUGAAACAAACUUUUAUAUGCAAUACAAGGUACACUCUAUACCAAGUGUUCAGACUGACGGUACCAUCAUUCGUUUAGAGGCUCCACAAGAUUACGUCAUUACAAAUAUGGAAAGAACACAAAUGUCGCCGAGUUCCUUCUUUUUCCUUAAUAGUUGUAAGAAGUUAAACCACGUCUAUUAUUGUAAACGUUUAGAACCGAAGUAUAGGAUAACAAGGGAACAAAAUUGUUUAAGCCGUUGGUUGAAAGAAGUUUUCGAUAACAGCGCUAAGAUCUGCACAUCCUUUGUUGGAAUCAUGCAAUACUCGUUAUACUUACCGUUGCAAACCGGUACAGAUUGGAUACUUAUUCCUCGUGGAAACGAACAAGUACAAAUACUUUGCGGACAAAAUUCGAAGUUUGUAACAUUAACCAAGCCAAGUAUUAUACAUUUAGGACCUAACUGUAUAGCUAGUACAGAUUUUGUGGUAUUAGAACCAAUGCAUAGUUCCAAUAGAAUUGUCACUGAACUCCGUUUUGACCUUCCAAGUUAUAAUUUUACUUCUAUACAUGAAACUUAUCAACAGUUGCUGCACAGUAUAAAUUUAACAAAUUUAAACAUACCGAAAAUAGACAAGCUAGAUUCGCAUGUAUUAGGUAAACGUUUAGAAGACCUGGUUAAAGAAGCGGAGACAAUAGACGAAGAAUACGGUCAAGUUUUCAAAUCAUUCACUACAAUGGAUUCUAGUCAAGUGAUAAAAGAUAUGCAAGAACUGAAAGAAAUUGUUUUAACGCUUGCGACUAAGAUAACUUCUCUGGAAAAUAGUAGAAACUCGGCAGGGGGUAGUUCGGUGAUAACAGAAGAUCACAAUACGGCUAAUAGAAUAGAGUUCGAAAAUGUAGAUGUACCACAGCCGGCGGUAGAACCCGAAACAUCUAGUAUUAAUUUCAUUGAAGAGGAGAGGAUUUCUAAAUUUUUAUGGAACGAGGUCAAAGCUUUACCGGAAUUUGAUAACUGGAAAUUUUCUUCAGCAAUUCUUUUUUAUGAUUUUUUAAAAUGCUGGCACCUGGUGAUAAAAAGCGUGAACGUUCCGGCAACAGUGAAGGCUGACGACACUGCUUAUGUGAUCUUGGAUUGCGACUACGAUCUCGAGAACACGCCGAACAAGGGAUUAGUCGUGAAAUGGUUUUUCAACACCAACGAAGUGGCUUACCAAUGGAUAUACGGCAGGGACCCCUUAGCUGGGGAUACGACGCGGAAAUACAUGUACGUCGAUCUGAUGUACAAAUCCAGCAACGAUCCGUACACCGAGUACCGAGCUAUGAAAUUGAAUAAGCCCGACAUCGAUCUUACCGGCGAAUACACGUGUGUCAUAUCCACUUUCGCGGACGAACGAUCUGCGAGUGCUUUCAUGAUUGUGUAUUGUAAGUAUUCAAUUACCAAUAAAGCGCCAUUGAUAUACUAUCGUUUAUGUCGAUUUAUGUCUAACAGAGUGUAA